Messenger RNA from Chelonia mydas (Green sea turtle), 5315 nucleotides. RefSeq names its product thyroid stimulating hormone receptor (gene TSHR). Gene Ontology annotation, biological process: G protein-coupled receptor signaling pathway. Bases 286 to 2574 code for a protein of 762 amino acids. Gene Ontology annotation, molecular function: thyroid-stimulating hormone receptor activity. Gene Ontology annotation, cellular component: membrane. The record is from RefSeq and is a predicted model, not a curated record. The transcript has 11 exons. NCBI's taxonomy places the organism in Eukaryota, Metazoa, Chordata, Testudines, Cheloniidae.
CCACCGCCCGCGCUGAAGUGAUGCGCCCGGCUGAGGGAACGGCCCCAGGAGCCGCCGUCGCGGCUCUAAACGCGGCGUGAGGGGGAGGUCCGCGCCCAGCAGCGGGAGCCGCAGAGUUUGUCCCGGGAGGAGGAGGUGGGUUUUUGGCAAGGUGCAGUUUCCUACUGCCACACACUUUGAAUGACAGAAGAAUCCUGUGCCAUCUGUAUCCUUGGUUGCCUUGUUCCCCCUCCACUGGAGAAGAGCUGGGGUGGAUGAAAUAGCACCAGCAGCAGGUUGUGGAAGAUGCUGUGGCUGCUGGUAGCUUUCCAGGUCCUGCUGUUGCUGGAGACGGUGCUGUGGAGCACGGGCACAGAGAUGUGCCCUUCAUCAGAGUGUGAGUGCUUAGACUGGGACCACUACAAAAUCACCUGCAAGGAGAUACAUUUCAUUCCCAGCCUUCCACAGGACACCAAAACCCUGAGGUUUAUGGAGACUCAUCUGAGAACAGUUCCAAGUGAUGCAUUUUCUAAUCUCCCCAACAUCUCCAGGAUCUAUAUCUCCAUAGAUGCUACGUUACAAAGGCUGGAGGCCCAUUCCUUCUACAAUUUAAGUAAAGUCACUCAUAUAGAAAUUCGCAAUGCUAGAAAUCUACAUUACAUAGAUCCAGAUGCCUUUAAGAACCUCCCACUGUUAAAAUACCUUGGAAUUUUCAACACUGGAAUUACGAUAUUUCCUGACCUCACCAAAAUCUAUUCAGCUGAUGUGAACUUUUUACUUGAAAUUGCAGAUAAUCCUUACAUGACUUCAGUGCCUGCAAAUGCGUUCCAUGGGCUGUGUAAUGAAUCCCUUACACUCAAACUCUACAAUAAUGGCUUCACUAGGGUCCAAGGCCACGCUUUCAACGGGACGAAGCUGGAUGCUGUCUACCUGCACAAGAACAAAUACCUGAAAGUUAUUGAAGAAGAUGCAUUUUGGGGAGUGCACAGUGGACCAACCCUGCUUGAUGUCUCCCGGACCAGCGUUGCUGCCCUUCCAACAAAAGGACUGGAAAACCUUAAAGAACUGAUGGCUAAAAAUACAUGGACACUGAAGAAACUACCUCCUGUAAAGACUUUUCUUCAUCUAAUGCGAGCUGACCUGUCGUAUCCAAGCCACUGCUGUGCUUUUAAGAACUGGAAGAAAACCAAAGGAAUUCUGGAAUACAUGAUGUGUAACCAGACCAGCAGUCACAGCUUUCGUAAGAAAAGAUCCGUCAGUACCUUCAAUGGUCCUUUUUACCAAGACUAUGCAGAAGAGGAUGCAGACCGUACUGACAGAGUGUAUGCUGAAAACUCCAAAUUCAGGGAUUUUCAUGGCAACUCCCACUACUACGUUUUUUUUGAAGAGCAGGGGGAUGGAGAUGUUGGGUUUGGCCAAGAGCUCAAGAACCCUCAAGAGGACAACAUCCAGGGGUUUGACAGCCAUUAUGACUAUACUGUCUGUGGUGGCAGUGAAGACAUUGUGUGCACUCCAGAGCCUGAUGAGUUUAAUCCCUGUGAAGACAUAAUGGGCUAUAAAUUUCUAAGGAUUGUGGUGUGGUUUGUGAACCUCCUGGCUAUCCCGGGUAACAUUUUUGUCCUCUUCAUCCUUCUCACCAGCCAUUACAAGUUGACUGUACCACGUUUUCUGAUGUGCAACCUGGCUUUUGCUGAUUUCUGCAUGGGACUGUACCUUCUCCUGAUUGCUUCGGUGGAUCUCUACACUAGGUCAGAAUACUACAACCAUGCCAUAGACUGGCAGACUGGGCCUGGCUGCAACACAGCUGGCUUUUUCACUGUCUUUGCCAGUGAGCUUUCUGUAUACACACUGACUGUGAUCACCCUGGAGCGCUGGUAUGCCAUCACCUUUGCUAUGCGCCUGGACAGGAAGCUUCGCCUUUGGCAUGCUUUGGUCAUCAUGCUGGGUGGUUGGCUCUCAUGCUUUCUUCUUGCCCUCUUGCCACUGGUUGGAGUCAGCAGCUACAUCAAAGUCAGUAUCUGCCUGCCCAUGGAUACUGAAACACUGUUGGCUCAAGCCUACAUUGUCUUUGUUUUAAUUUUGAACAUCAUUGCCUUUAUCAUCAUCUGUGCCUGCUACAUAAAAAUCUAUAUAACUGUGCGAAACCCUGAGUACAAGUCCGGAGACAAAGACACCAAAAUUGCUAAAAGGAUGGCUGUGUUGAUUUUCACUGACUUCCUAUGCAUGGCACCUAUCUCAUUCUAUGCUUUAUCUGCCAUUAUGAACAAGCCCUUGAUAACAGUCAGUAAUUCCAAGAUCCUGCUAGUGCUGUUCUACCCACUCAAUUCUUGUGCCAACCCCUUCCUCUAUGCUAUUUUCACCAAGGCUUUCCGAAGGGAUGUCUUCAUCCUGCUCAGCAAAUUUGGCAUAUGUGAGCAUCAGGCUCAAAUCUACCGGGGCCAGACAGUCUCAGCCAAAAACAGCAGUGGUUCUUAUGGCCAGAAAGGCAGCCGAGGGACAGGUCAGGACUACCAUGACCCACAUGAUGACUAUCACCCUGCAAUUGCGAUGCAAGAGCAAAUAGUUGUGGAAGACUAUACGCUGACUGUGUUAUAGCACCUGAAAGCAUCACAACUGCAGUGCAAUCAAUCAGAUGGUAAUUUACUGAUCAAAAAAAAAAAUCCAGUGAUAAGAUACAGUUUUUCCUAGUUGUUUUGAGGAACAUCUGUAGUGAUUUUUCUUUUGAGUGAGCCAUUCAUUUGACUCUCCAAUCUUAUACUACUGUCAGUGUAAGAGAGAAGGUGCCAGUUAUGAUGACAAUACUGGAAGCAUAUAUGAAUACUCAGUAUAAAUCAGAAAGUGAACAUAUUUAUAUGAAAUUUUAAACAUUCAUUCUUCUCUAAUUGGCUAAAGGGAAAGGGAGACAGCAUAAAUUUAGGGGAUACUUGUACAAAUAAAAUAGGAUUUUUAGAUUUAUAAUUAAAGUGGAGUUAAUAAAAAAAUAAAAAUUAGAUAAUGAAUUUUUCAGGUUCUAGGUCAGAUUAGUCAGGCUGGCUUGCUUGCUUUUUUUCUUUUUUUUAAAUCAAAAGAUUUAUUUGUUUUUCUAAUUGCCAGUUUUAUGAACUGGGUUCUUUCUGCUCCUAUUAUCACUUGUAAAAAAAAUUCGGCAGUUGGAAUUUAAUUUACAAUUUUGUUUAAAAUGUGUGAGGCAGAAUAGAAUCCAGCUGGCUUUCCCAUCACUCAUGUUGCCUCACUAGGCCAAACAACAGUAAAAACCAUUUUUAAAAAUAAGUUAAAGAGCAGAUAGUAAGGCUUUAACUUCUUUUUUCUUUGUGUGUAGGGAAAAACUUCCCGACUCUCUCUCAAAUGGGGGGAUUCUGACUUUUUGAGGUGAGUUUAGGGGGAGAUUUAUUUUAAAUUUCUUUUGAAACCUAUCUGUCCGGACUAAUGGGUUCAAAUCCCAGUUUUACGGAUGGUGAUAGUUACUUGCUUUUGAAGCUGAAAGAAACUCAAAUGAAAUUUUGAUACUAAAAAUUAACAUUAGGGGAAGCAAAUUGCUUGGCUUUUAUCUAGUCAUCUGAGUAUAGUAUAAGUGUUUGGCACUUUAGGAUAUGUCUACAUUGAAAAGUGAAGAUGUGACUGUAGCACAGGUAGGCAUAUGUGUUAGCUUUUAUCUAGCCAGAAUGAGUAAUAAUAGCAGUGUAGACGUGGUGGCAUGGGCUUCAGAAUGGGCUAGCAAACAGAGUAAAAGCCCUCCAGCAGUAUGGGAUAGGGCAGUGUGAUCAUGACAGCCACUCCCUGAUGCCUAUUUGCAAGCCACAGUCCCUCACAUUGCACAGUGACUUUAAAGAGAAUGUGCUAAAGUAGCAGUGGAUUUGUUCCUUUGUUGCUUCUUUCUGGCAUACAGUCACACAGCAGCAAGAAAGGGUCAUAGCUGCCAAGUAUUUUGCAGCUUCCCCUUGUGACAUUUAUCACAGAUGAAAAAGAAUCAUCAUUCUUUGCCACAUGGUCCCACUAUCACUGCUCAGGGUGGAGAGGUGUCAUUUGGGAAUGGUGGCAAUGUUUUCACUGCUGAGGAAUGUCACACAAGGAGCAACAUAAAACUUCACCCCCUCGUUUCCCCCCCAAAAGGCAACUAUUUCCUACUGCCACCCAAAAGUCAAUUUACGUUCCCUACCUCCCCAUGUUUCGGGUGACCAGACAUCCCGUUUUUAAAGGGACAGUUCCCAUAUUUAAGCACUCCUGCAGGUGUCCUACUUCUUCUUAAAAAAGGGCAAAUUGUCCAAUAUUUUGUCUUCCACCUCCCCCACCUCCCCAAUCAGUACUGAUGGGUCCUGGUGCUAGUCAGAUCCCUGCUCACCAGCUGCCCGCCCACCAGCAGUGCGUGAGGGGGGGUCCAGUGGCCGAUGAUGGGGGUGGGUGUGCCAGGCUGCUGGCUGGGCAAACCUGCUGCGCGUGAGGCCCGCUGCUGGUCCGACAGCACAGCCCCCACUGCGUGCCGGCUCUCAGGCAGCAGGACCUCGCCUCCUGUUCUGUUUCUGGCCAGCACUGGCUGUGCGUUGCGAACUGCGGUGGCUGGUGAGUGAGGGCAGGUGCCAGGCGGCGGCUGGUUACAUGUCACCUCUGCUGCCCACCCAUCAGCUUUUUAUGUGCUCCCCCUCUUGCUGUCCUCUCCUGCUUUUCCCCUUCACCCCACCUACCCCACAGCUCCUCCAUAUCCCCCCCAGCGUAGCGCAUCCCACUCCCAGUGCUGUGCGGAGAACCAGCCCCUGGUCGGAGUGCUCAGCUCACCAACAGCUUGGCUGGCAGGCUCCUUCCUUCCUCCACUGCCUCUGGCUGGGCUGGCACCCCAGGAAAGCCCAGGACUCUCCGGCCCAGGGCGAUGGCCAGGAGAAGCUGAGCCCUGCAUGUGCCAAAGCCCCACACAGCGCUGGCACUGGGAAGCCUCCCCGCCUCUCAGCUAAGCUCUGGAGUGGUGGCAGGAUUCAAUUUCCAGCCUGUUUGCACCCUGACCCUGCAGGCUCUAAAGCAGCAACCCAAGCAGGGGCUUAGCGCCCCCUUCCCCCCACCCCUCCCCGCCCUGGGUCCUGCCCCAGGGAGCACAGGGCUGCUCUGUCCCCUAGACCCUGUGUGCCCCCCGCCCCCACACACACGUUGCAUCAGGAAGCGCCAGGUACCAGGAGGGCGGAGAGUGCCGGGCAGGGAGAGUCGGGUUGGUCGGUCACACCCCCGUAUGAGAAGUGUAUGGGAAUGUGUGUGUGUCAUCUCUCCCCGUGUGAACCCUAAAGCCUUAAAGAUAAGAAGGUAAAUAAAAAGAAUCCAGUUAUGCAGUAUUUCUUUUUAACUGGCUCUCAGUC